CAGAAACUACUAUCCUACAGAAGUCCACAGUUUUUGACCUUCUUCCGCAUUACAAGAGAAAGCGGAAAGACUAACAUUCAGUCUUUAAAACAUCCUUGUGUCACCUAAUGUUUUAGAUAUUAAAUAGCAGGUACCAUAAACCUCUUGAUGUUUGCUAAUCAGUCCAUUUCUACAGGUUCGACCGCAGAACUAUCACAAACUGCAUUCGGGAGCUCACACUCAUCUAAGUGACUUCAGAUUGAAUGGAAUGGCUUGAACAUGUCAUAUGAGAGCACAUAUUCACAUAUGAUCGGCAGUAUUUGCGUAAACAAUGGAAGACGGUGGAGCAGAUCUUGUGGAUCAAAGAUUCGCGAAUCUCGCCAAGGCAUUUGAGAUCAUUUCCCAGGCUGGUCAUGAUCGAUGGGUCAGCCUGACGUUCAAAAUGCUCCACACACGGGCCGAUGAAAUGGUGAAUGCCAUGUGCUUGAUUCUCCUUAAGAAGAUUGGAGAGGCGCACGCUAAGCUAACGGCUAACAGCGAUAGCAGCAUUGGAAAAUACUUAGCCGAAAUGGUCAAAAUGCACGGAGAAUGUGUGAACAGUAGCCACAUUGGCGGUUUUAAGUCAACAGAUGCAAAUACGUUAUUGGAUAUCGCAAGAAUUUUUGACGUUUUGGUGCAGGAGAGAUUGUGCGACAAGUCGCUACGAGAUCAAGCAUACCGCGAAGCUCUUGCGUCGAGCAGAAUGGCUGGUUUAGACUUCGAGAAGGAAGUAAAGCAAGUCUGCGGGCCUGACAUUAUCAAUGAAUCCAAUACCGAACUUCAUACCGAAAUGUACAAUUUGACGUCGCUAGGUCAAAACAAUGGCCCUCCAUCAUCUCAGCAAUCAAGCUCGCAUUACAGUAUCGAAAUUAGUUCGCCAACUGCUACAGAAUCCAAUAUGGAAGAAGCAAAGCCAAUGAGUCUACAAACACCAACAAAUUGUGAAACGUCAACCAAUAUUUGUGCAAAGAACCAGCUACCGACAGCGGAAGUCAAUGAAGCGACAAAGUCGAAGCAGUGUCUAGACCGCAAUGGAAGCUCCCAACUUGUGACAUCCAAAAACAUGAAUCUCAAUUUUUCGUCUUCCCCAAACGAUGGCGACAAACUUCACGCUCAACCACUAAACGCUAACGAUCACAAACCGACAACUAAACCUAUCAGUUUUAGCUCUCCAGAACUGAGUCAAAGCGACGUAGAAGAAACGUUUUACGACUUUGUGAUCCUACAUGAAGCUGAAGACGCGGACGAGGCGCAGAGACUCAGGGACAAACUUGAACGUAUUAUUUCUGGAAUUGGUGCAACGUUUUCUGACGACUUCGCACAACCAGGAAGGUCGACGUUGCGAUGUUUGGAGGACGCCAUCGAGAAUUCGGCGUUCACACUGCUGCUGCUCACCCAGAACUUCAGCUCCAACCUCAGCGCAACUAGCGCCGAUUCAGCGAUCAUGAAUUCGCUGGAAAACCACCACAAAAUGAACUCCGUAAUUCCGUUGCUACCUCGCAAGAACUGUUUGUUGCGCAAAAGUUUUCCGUUGGUGCUCCAGACGAAGGUCCCUCUCGAUGAAAGCAACAGAAUGUUCGAACGCAACGCCCAAAAGGCCAUCACACCGGAAAAAGUAGCAACUCAGAAGAAGAUUUGGAUGAUCGAACAGCAUCGUAAGAAGCUAGUCGAGGAACAGAAGAGACUACAAGAGGAGAACGCCAUAAAUGUGGAGCUGCGACGAGAGAUGGAAAAAUUAGCGCGACUGAGACAAGAAAGCGAAAUGAAGCAAAAUAACAUGUUUUAUCCGCCAUCUGUACCAAUGCAUGCAUCUCCGUCACAUGAAGCGAUGCGACAAUUUGAGUUCACGCAAUCUCACUAAUUUGAUCCAAGUUAGAUGUGUCAGGAUAAUUUGAUUUGCACUUAACCAUGGCAAACACAUGAAUAUCAAUGCAUUUGAGACGUUGUGUUUUCCUCACUGCAUAAAUGACACAUCACAGGUAUAUUUUUCAUCUGUAAAUGUUAGAAAGUCAUGCAAAUAUAUCCAUUUUACUGUUAGGAGUGGGCGGAGCUUCACGAGUGAAGGAGUGCUGCUGCGCGCAUGCGUACUAAAUAUAAUAGCGCAAUCAUUUUGAUACGUAAGUGUAUUUUAAUGAUAGCAUUAACUGUAAAUCAAAUUUAAGCUGCUAAUACAGCCCUGCUAGCUCAAAUGAGUAAAUGUUUUUUGAAGCUUUAAAGAGCAAUUUUGUAUUGUAAUGUUUUAAGGUUCUACUAAUAACCAUAAAAGGCACAGUUGUCAUAAAACCCGUGAAAAAAGCUGCAUGGCUAGAAACGGCUGAUCAAGUGAACGUGCAACUAUGUUAAAAUGUUUUUAUAUAUCUUAAAGAAAGUUUUUUUUACAUUUUGGGCACAAUACAUUAAAAGACAGUUGGUUGUAGCCUAUAUUUUUAUAAGUUGCAUUUUCUGUAUACUUUUAUUUUUGGACUUCUUUAAGUGUGUUUUCACUAAAAUCGGUGUUGUGAGAAAUCAUGUGUUUCUGGGAAAGAAAACUUAUUUUGGCCAAUCAGCACACUCCCUGCCUGUCAAUCUGUUUAAAUGCUCAGGUUAGUUGACAUCUGGUUGGCUGAUGUGUUUUUGGGGGCGGGGUUGGGAGAAGGCCUGAUGAUAAACUACAACUAACUUAAAAAGAAAAGAAAAUACAAGACAAAGUGUUUCAUAUCAUUGUAUUAAUUCAGCAUUAGGGCUGUCUGUUUGUUUUAUGGUGGUUUAUAGUUCUCUAUUAUUAUUAUUAUUAAAUAUUUUUGUGGUAUUUUGAGUCUAAGCUUAAUUUCCACGUUCAACAUUAUUCAUACAUUCAUUAUAAUUAAGUUUAGCUUUAAAAAUUGUAAAGUUGACAGAAAUGAAAAACGUCAACUGAAAGCAAAAUGUCUAUUGUGUUACUGUAAGCGGAAAAAAAGGUUGUACAAAAUAAUAAAAUAAUUGCCAUAUGACAGCAA
Cyprinus carpio (common carp) is the source of this 2993-nucleotide messenger RNA. RefSeq names its product TIR domain-containing adapter molecule 1-like. The record is from RefSeq and is a predicted model, not a curated record. Lineage: Eukaryota; Metazoa; Chordata; Actinopteri; Cypriniformes; Cyprinidae. Gene Ontology annotation, molecular function: protein kinase binding. Gene Ontology annotation, biological process: positive regulation of myeloid dendritic cell cytokine production; lipopolysaccharide-mediated signaling pathway; response to exogenous dsRNA.